Molecule: messenger RNA, 3534 nt
Organism: Trematomus bernacchii (emerald rockcod)
Lineage: Eukaryota; Metazoa; Chordata; Actinopteri; Perciformes; Nototheniidae
Product: vacuolar protein sorting-associated protein 26B-like
Exons: 6
Coding region: 75-1079 (334 amino acids)
Biological process (GO): intracellular protein transport; retrograde transport, endosome to Golgi
Cellular component (GO): retromer complex; endosome
Source: RefSeq, a predicted model, not a curated record
AAACAUUCAAUAAUCUGGGAGCAGUUUGCACAGGAGCACGAGCCUGUGUGCUGCAUUAGAGCACAGUGACAGCCAUGAGCUUCUUUGGUUUCGGGCAAAGUGCGGACAUCGAUAUAGUUCUGAAUGACGCCGAAACGAGAAAGAAAGCUGAGCACAAAACCGAAGACGGAAGGAAGGACAAAUAUUUUCUCUUCUACGAUGGGGAAACGGUGUCGGGGAAAGUCAACGUGACGCUGAAGUACCCGGGGAAGAGGCUCGAGCACAACGGCAUCAAGAUUGAGUUUGUCGGCCAGAUAGAGCUGUACUACGACAGAGGGAACCACCAUGAGUUUGUGUCUCUGGUGAAGGACUUGGCGCGGCCCGGGGAGCUCACUCAGUCACAGACGUUUGACUUUGAGUUCACACAUGUGGAGAAACCCUACGAGUCUUACACCGGUCAGAACGUCAAAUUACGUUACUUCCUGAGGGCCACAGUGAGCCGGAGGCUGAAUGACAUCAGCAAAGAGCUGGAAAUCGUGGUGCACACACUCAGCUCAUACCCCGAGCUCAACUCCUCCAUCAAGAUGGAAGUGGGGAUCGAGGACUGUCUACACAUAGAGUUUGAGUACAAUAAAUCCAAGUAUCACCUUAAAGAUGUGAUUGUAGGGAAGAUUUACUUUCUGCUGGUGAGGAUUAAGAUCAAACAUAUGGAGAUUGACAUCAUCAAGCGGGAGACAACCGGCACAGGUCCUAACGUGUACCACGAGAACGACACCAUAGCAAAGUAUGAGAUCAUGGACGGGGCACCAGUCAGAGGAGAGUCCAUCCCCAUCAGGCUGUUCCUCGCAGGCUAUGAAAUGACGCCGAGCAUGAGGGACAUCAACAAGAAGUACUCUGUGCGGUACUACCUCAACCUGGUCCUCAUCGAUGAGGAGGAGAGACGCUACUUCAAACAGCAGGAGAUCACCCUGUGGAGGAAGGGCGACAUCGUGAGGAAGAGUAUGUCUCACCAAGCCAUCAUGGCCUCGCAGCGCUUCGAAGGCUCCUCUCAUCCAGAGAAGACCCCGACCCAGAGCCAGAGCCAAGAAGAGGACAGCUAAAGCCCAGCAUGCACCUCUCCCUCCUGUAGUGAGUGUCUGAGCAAACAGUGCAGGAAUUGCCAGCAAAUUCUGAAUGUAAAUAUCAUUUGUUUGCAUUGAGAUUGCUGCAGUGUUUUCAGGAUGAGUGUGAGAGAGGCUUUAAAUAUAGCUGUGUGUUUCAAGGGAGCAAACAGUCUGACUCAGAAUGCAGUUGUGAGUUAUUCUGUUUGUUUUAACCACCUUGAAGUACCGGUUUGGUGGAGUUUAGUCUAUUAAGACUGAAUAGAUGAAGAAACUGCACAAAAUUGACAUUUUGAAGUGCUUCAUUAAAAUGUAAUGGUGUAUAUUGUACAGUACAGUGAGACAAACGCACCCAUUACAUGCACUAAAAUAUGAUUAGCAAAUUCAGUUGGAUCAAUAUCUUGAAUUCACAUGUAUGACUACAGGUUGAUAACAACCUCUCCCUUCAAACUCUCACUCUGCUAGACUAAGAAAACUGGAGUGAUACAGUGGACCUCUUUAAAGUGGGUAAACAGACGUUACACUACGUUUCUCCUCAAAGGAAUGGGACAUUCUGAAAUUCAUUCAUUUUUGAUUAUGUUGCUAUUAUAAGUCCUCUGCUGAGAAAAUCCCCUUUCUUUGGUUUUUUAUUCUAGAAAAUAAGCAACGACCCUGAUCAAAGAAAAACAAGUAUAUAUAAUGGUAUAAGACUUUUAACAUUCUCUAAAUUAAAUGAAUUCCAUUCACGUGUUUGUAUAGGACGAUGCUCAAAAUAUUUUCAUACAUUCCAAGGAGUAUCUAUUUUUUAAGAGAAAAUCAUUUUAUUUUCAACAGCUUUUUAAUGUUGGAUGUAUCUUGCCGUCUGGUGCUGCGGAACACAGACGUGGCGUUUGUUAGUGCUGUGGGACUCUCUCCCAUCACUAUGAUCUCCUCUUACAGUUUGCAGCCUGCUUUCUUAUUUGCACUAUGAACUCAUUCUGCUUCUUUCUGCUUUCAGUGCUCUUUAGAAACUGGACUUUAUGGCAAAAUGAAAAUCACAUCACUUCAAAUGAAAUAUGGAAGGUUUUUCUCCUGUGUCGUAGUUAGCUGCUGGGUGCCUAAGGAUCUAUUGCCAAAACGUGUCGGUGCUUUCUUAGAAAGCUUCACGCCCUUUCCCCCUCUCAAACUGUGCUCAUCACUUUAGUUCCUACAGUCACUUAUCAUAACAUGGGUUAAGUGCCAAUAAUCUCUUAAAAUAAUGCUAAUGUGAACAAACAUGAAUGUAUAAGAAAAACUCUGUACAUUUUCUAAAUAAGCAUAACCAGGUUUAUUUGUUGUUUCUAGUCGGGUAGAGUCAAUAAUUGAAUCCCUGUGACAUUAUUCUUUUAAAUGUAAUUACCUUUUCUUGAAAAGAUUGUCUUCAUUCUGAAAAAGAGCACACAUGUGAGUAGUAAAUGUGACAUGCUGUGCAACCUGGCAAAAUCCUCUAUUUUAUAUUUCAAUCUUUUAUUGGAAGUCAUUCAGUUUCUUAGCAUGUUGUUGCUAAACGUCUCCAGACUGCUGUUCGGGUAAACCACAUGUUCUGGCUGAGGAGGAGAGAAAACAAAUUAUAAAUAAUAUUUCGGAGCCUAUCUUUCCCUCGCAAAAAAAACAAAAUACUUUCCCUUGCUUGUUUCUUAACUCAAUCCUGAUUUCAAGCUGAUUUUGUUAGCGGAUCAAAGGUUUUAAACUUGAGUCACACAUUUAAAGUUGGAGCAGCUUAGAUGAUUGCAUAAUUCCUGGUCAACAAAUCAAAUAGAGCUUUCUGUUUGCUGAGCGUCAGCUGCUCUCUUUUUGACCGAUGCAGAACAUACAGUUGGUACAUUGGAUGUUUGGGGUGAAUACACACAAGAGGACCAUCAAAUGAGUCCGAUGUACGCGUAAGAAGUACGGCAACAAUCCCAUAAACUUCUGUCUGACAACAUAUUUAGGGAUGUAAGGUAAAUCCCUGUACUAACAAUACAGAUCCACACCUACUGUCUCUCUCCCAUACUGAAUACAUUCUGCAUUAUUUCCCUGACUCGUCAUGCUUCAUUCUGGCUGCUACCUGCGGUCAUACAAUAGCACUUCACUGAAAUCUGUUGAUUACAAUUCAGAAAAACAAAACAUGUUUGGUGUGUGAUCUUAAUUGUUGCCGUACUGGUACAGUGACACAGUAGCUAAACUAACCCAGUUUGUAAUAGAGAGUAGACCCAGAUAUACAUAGCAAAGAUUUAUAAAAUGUAAAGUAUAAAUGCACAAUGUAAAUGCAAUUUUCUUCUUUGUUUUUUUUCCUUGUCAUAUAUUAUCUCCCUGUCUAUAAAUGUUGAUUUGAUGAUUUUAUAUUCCUGUUUUACUUUAAAUUAAAAAGGGAGUAACUGAAAAAGGCAUCUUCUCUGUGUUUAUGAUAUUUUCUUCUAUUCCUGAUAAACACAUGUAUUGUACAGACAACAUGAAUAAAUUCAAACUGAGACCUGAA